AGCUUAGCGAAAGACGAAUUCGUGGGAUUAUAAACCUCCUGGUUGAAACGUCUUCUACAUGAAUCACUGGCCACCCUGUUAUGUAAGCUGCAUGCGGUCGACCCGGAAAUUAAAUACUCCAGUAGAGAUAAAGAUUCCCUGGUUAGCGAACGGAGGUUCGAAUAUACUCGGAGUUCUGGAAGGGGCAUGUGAGUAUAAUAUAAGCCAUAUGUACAACGUAGUGUGAGACCUAGUGUUCCCUUGUGUCACACCACGUUCAUCAUGGAGAAGAGGAUCGUGACCCCCUUGGUGUUUCUAGCUGCGUUGAUUGUCAGUGUUUCAGUGUCUGGCCAGACAAUCCGACUGGUGUCCCCCCUGAACAACGGUGUUGGGAGAAUUGAGGUGUUCUAUAACGGUACAUGGGGCACCGUUUGUGACGAUAGCUUUGGGACAGAUGAAGCCAAGGUGGCCUGCAGACAACUGGGACGAUAUAAAAGCGGACUUACACCAAGGGCAAUUCAAAGUUUUGGUUUUGGAGGAGGAAAGAUUUUGUUGGAUGACGUGAGUUGCUCCGGUACCGAGUCAUCUUUGGCCAGCUGUUCACACAGACCAUGGGGCGUCAACAAUUGUGGUCACAGUGAAGAUGUUGGCAUCAUAUGUGAUCCAAGUGACAUAACGAUGAAGCUGACACCGAACUACAACAAAGGACUCCUACAGGUGUACCACUCCGGUAGAUGGGGCACAGUGUGUGAUGACUAUUUCGGCCAAGUAGAAGCUUCAGUUGUGUGCAGGGCCUUGGGGUACCAAGGGGGAAAGGCAAUCGAUGAAAGCAGUUCAAUAACAAUGUGGUUAGAUGACGUGCAGUGCACGAUACGGAAUACAGAUCUUAAAGACUGCAAGCACAGACCAUGGGGGAGUGAUGACUGUAGCGACUCAGAAGCUGUCGGUGUCCAGUGUUUUUCAUUUCCUGAAGAUUCUACAGCGGCAAGACUUGUAUCCACCACCAACACGCCAGGGGAGGGAGUGCUGGAGCUGUACCAUGGUGGACAAUGGGGAAGCGUCUGCUAUACUGGGUUCGGAGUGGAAGAGGCAACAGUUGUCUGCAGAAUGUUGGGACACAACACCUUUGGGGCCAGCUCACAUUUAAACACCGGCAGUUCAUCACGGCAUGUCAUCCUAGAUAAAGUCAAGUGUCUUGGCACAGAACUCUCUCUCAAUGAAUGUCUUCACUAUCCAUGGGGUAGUGUUACCUGUUCCUCAGCAGUAGUCCGAAUACAGUGUCCCUCUGCUAAUCUUCAAAUACGCUUGAAUUCGACAACUCGUGGACGGGGUCGGGUAGAAGUACUUCACAACAAUGUCUGGGGAACAGUUUGUAGAGGGUCGUCGUUUUCCUCACAGGAGGCACAAGUUGUGUGUAAAAUGGCAAAUCUGCCCUGGACGACCGCCUAUGUGACUACAUCUUUUGGACCAGGUGAAGGAAUUAUUUGGCUGAGUAACGUCGACUGUACGGGAACCGAGACCUCCCUGGAUCAGUGUUCCCAUUCUGGAUGGGGAACAGCGACGAGCUGUUCUCACAGUAGUGAUGUGGGCGUGGUGUGUCGUGGAGUCUCUGGAACUGUAAUCCACCUGGAGCCGCCAGGAAGUGUCCUCAACGCCCUCCUUGGUCAGGUGAUCAGUGUCGUGUGUGUGGUCGACUACUCCAACUCCCCGGUCACUUCGUUCCGCUGGACACACAAUGGACAGCCCUACAGUGGACAGACCUUCAGUAAAACAGUAACAUCCAAGUCAGACUCUGGCAAUUUAACAUGCAGUGUAGGGAAUGUCCACGCCUCCACUCGAAUCAACGUGUGGUACUCGCCAGUGGUACAUCUGGAACCAAGAAAUGACACCCUGGAUGUCGGUGUGGGUGAAGACCUCCGUGUACAGUGUGUAGUGGAUGACGCCAACCCAAAUGUCUACACAUUCCAGUGGUCUCACAACGGACAAACGAGUACUGGGUCGACAUUCCUCAAGCGUAACAUAUCAAAGUCUGACCAAGGAGAACUGACCUGUACUGCUGAUAAUGGACACAUGAUGACACCUGGAAGGGCAGCUACAACAAUACAUGUAACAUCUGCCCUGGUAAUCCACCUGGAGCCACAAGGAAGUGUUCUCAACGUCCUCCUUGGUCAGGUGAUCAGUGCCGUGUGUGUGGUCGACUACUCCAACUCUCCGGUCACUUCGUUCCGCUGGACACACAAUGGACAUCCCUACAGUGGACAAGCCUUCAGUAAAACAGUAACAUCCAAGUCCGACUCUGGCAGUUUAACAUGCAGUGUAGGGAACGUCCACGCCUCCACUCGAAUCAACGUGUGGUACCCCACAGUGGUACAUCUGGAACCACAAAAUGACACCCUGGAUGUCGGUGUAGGUGAGGACCUCAGUGUACGGUGUGUUGUGGAUGAUGGUAACCCUAGUGUCCACACAGUCCGAUGGUCUCACAACGGACAAACAGUUACUGGCCAUGGGUCGACAUUCCUCAAACGUAACAUAACCAAGUCUGACCAAGGGCAACUGACCUGUACUGCUGACAAUGGACACAUGAUGACACCUGGACGGGCAGUUGCAACUGUAAACGUUAGAUAUCCACCAGAGAUCCACCUGUCACCAAGGCAAGAUGAAUUCAGUGCCAUGGCUGGUGAUGCCGUUGAAGUCGAAUGUGUCGUCGACGACGCCAACCCUGCUGUCACCUCCUACACGUGGUGUCACAACGACAAUAUCAGUCAUGGACAGACGUUUAUGAAGCAUGUGUCUCCUGAUGAUGCGGGAAACCUAUCGUGCUCUGCUACGAAUGAACAGGGAACAUCUACUGUACAAACAAGCAUCAACGUCUUGCAAGUUUCCUCGUUGAUCGGAAGUGAUGACACUACAAGCCAGAUUAAACUGAUUGCCAUAGUAACAGGAUCUGUUGGCAUAGUUACCAUUAUCAUCCUUAUCAUCAUCAUUAUUCACCUGAGGAGGAGACUGUAUGCUGCAAAACCUGAGCAUGAGCCAAAGAGAUCUGAACAGACGUCAAGGGCAGAUGAAAUACCUGCAAGAUGCUGCAAUUACGAGACCGUGGAGCGGCCUAGUGGAGGUGCUGAGAAUACCUAUUGCGAAGUUGGCUUGUCACAAACAACAGGAAAGGAGAGGAAAGUGAGAUCACCCAAAGAACAAGCGUCCAAUGAUGAUGGGAAUCCUGCCCACGUCUAUGGCAACACUGGAUUUGAAGAUGAAGAAAACAUACGUAAAAAAAAAGGAACUGCUUCGGGCACAAACUACGGCAACAUCCAGCUUGAAAUGAGCGAAAAUAUACGUCAAAAAAGAGGAAAGGAGAGGAAAGUGAGAUCACCCAAAGGACAAGCGUACAAUGAUGAUGGGAAUCCUGCCCACGUCUAUGGCAACACUGGAUUUGAAGAUGAAGAAAACAUACGUAAAGAAAAAGGAACUGCUUCGGGCACAAACUACGGCAACAUCCAGCUUGAAAUGAGCGAAAAUAUACGUCAAAAAAGAGGAAAGGAGAGGAAAGUGAGAUCACCCAAAGGACAAGCGUACAAUGAUGAGCCCAUCUAUCAAAACACCACCUUCACGAACCAGUCGUCCAUAUGAAUAUGGGUACUGAUGUCAUCACGUCACCUGAACACCUAUCUGUAUCUGCGAUUAGUUUAUUUACGAUGCAUUAAUGCUACUAUAGUUCCUUAUUGUUAAUGUUACCAUGAUCAGAUUUUGUUAUUAAACACGUAUAUAUGUAUGUAAUUAUUGUAUAACUCUAUAUGCCUACUCAUUGUUUACCUGUUGAUGGGGCAAGAAGUAGACCUGAAACGUCGUUACAAUAAUUAAAAUAAGUUGUUAUCCAUAAAGAAGUGCCACGUAUUCAGACAGACAGACAGUUUAGUCAGUAUGCAAGGCCAUAUGGCCCAUAGUACAGUUCAGUUUUAACAGAUAUAUAAAAUUCAACGUGAUCUUGAACAUAGCAUAAUAUAUUCUAAAUACAUUUUUCAAAUAUAUUUUGAAAGAUUUGAUAACAUCUUCAUUUGUCGAAUUCAACAAAUUGAUCAUUAAUUGAUUGUCUUUGUGUGAUAUAUAUAAAUUAGAUAAAAAUAUUAAUCUCAACGUUUUCAAUUUUUCACAUAUAAAAAGAACAUGAAACUCGUCUUCAAUCUCCUGGUUGGUACAGUUAGAACAUCUUCAAUUUACAAAAUCACUAUCCUUGGGUCUACGAUGUUUAUUGACAAGGAAGUUAUGGAGAGAUAUUCUUAAUUUACAAAGAGCUCUCAAUAGAGUUUUAUCUUAUAAUAUACUUAAAUAUUUUUCUGGUUGUAAUAAUGAUUUGAUACAAGCAUGAUGCUUGAGAAAGUGUGAAGAGGAAACUUGUUGGUGCCAGUUUUGCUGAAAUAUAUCUAACAAUAUUUGUUUAAAUGUAAAAAUAGUUUUUCAUUACGAGUGUCUUGUGAGAUCCAUACAAAGGAAAACCCAGUAUUAAAUAAUAUGCUCCUUACACCAGACACCAAUUCGUUUUCCCUUCACCAUCUUGCUUUAGCGUUUUGUAACAUUGAAAUGGGUACCUGUCAGCUUCCAUUUCUAAUAUCUAUUAUCCAGUAUUUAACAACACGCAGCUGGCUAUGAACAUAUAUACUACAGCGGCCAUUUUCACCAAGCACUGCCUUAUUUGAAGCAUAUUUACCAAUGCAUAAAAAUUGCUUAAAAUACAAAGUGUGACAUUUCUCAAUGGAUUCAAAUAUAUUUAAUGCCCCAUAUUUCCUAGCCGUAGAACAAAAUGGGUAUAAUUUUACCAUCAAAUAUUGAAUUUGCUGUUGAAAAUGAGAUAUAUUUGUUUUCCUUCAAUAAUUUAUAAACAGGAAACAUUGCCUCAGAUGCCUGAAGCGCUAAGGUCUUACAAGCCUUAGACCAAUUGAUUCUUGGGGACAGUAAUAGUCCUAAAUACUUAUGAUAACUUCCAAUGUUUUAAAUGUUUAUCACCAUAUAUCCAAUUUUCCUGCUUCGAUACAAUUCCUCCAUUUCUAAAAACAAUAACAUUGGUUUUCACAAGGUUUACUUCUAAACCCCACUUAAUACCAAAGGACUGCAAUACAUUAAGCUGUUUCUGCAAGCAACAUACUAGGGCACCAGAGCAACAUCAUCCGUGAAAAGCAAUAGCAUAAUAUCUAUGUUGUCUUAUGUCACAAACACACCAGGAUGACAUUCUUUGUAAAUUUCAGAAACAAGUUUGUUUAUAAAAACUGACGAAUAAGACUAGGCUUAAGAUGCAACCUUGACGAACACCACUGGAGGUAGUAAAACAAGGAGUUAUACCCGAGUCAGUUCUAAUACAUGCUUUGACUGAGAAAUACAUAUUCUUAAGAACUAUUAACAUUUGACCACGACAUCCUUUAGUGAUCAAUAGGUACAGCAGUUUUUGUUCUAUCAACGUAAUCAAAAGCUUUGCGGAAAUCAACAAAGGCGCAAUAAAACGACCUCUAGGUUUACAUAAAUAUUUGGAGCAAAGUAACUGAAGAACAAAGAUAUUGUCAUCUUCAGAAUACGCAGAGCGAAACCCUGCUUGAGCUUGAGAUAUCAUUUACUUCAAGCCAAAUUCUAAGUCGUUAUUCAACAAUAAAUACAGAAAGUUUUCCCAUGACAUUCAAAACAGAUAUACCUCUGUAAUUGUUUGGUUGACUGACAUUUCCUGAUUUGAAUAAAGACAUUAUCAUUCCAAUAUUCUACGCAUUGGAGAAAAUACCUGUAUCAAGGAUUUUAUUGAAUAAAAGCAACAAAAAUGGUA
Messenger RNA from Haliotis rufescens (red abalone), 5779 nucleotides. RefSeq lists its product as uncharacterized. The coding region runs from base 262 to 3606 and encodes 1114 amino acids. Gene Ontology annotation, cellular component: membrane. Lineage: Eukaryota; Metazoa; Mollusca; Gastropoda; Lepetellida; Haliotidae. The record is from RefSeq and is a predicted model, not a curated record. The transcript has 26 exons.